Molecule: messenger RNA, 2169 nt
Organism: Sinocyclocheilus anshuiensis
Lineage: Eukaryota; Metazoa; Chordata; Actinopteri; Cypriniformes; Cyprinidae
Product: vacuolar protein sorting-associated protein 52 homolog
Exons: 15
Coding region: 161-1729 (522 amino acids)
Biological process (GO): endocytic recycling; lysosomal transport; retrograde transport, endosome to Golgi
Cellular component (GO): GARP complex
Molecular function (GO): syntaxin binding
Source: RefSeq, a predicted model, not a curated record
UUAUAAAGAGCAGUUGAUGCUGUUUAGUACACUGUAGUAUAUAUUCCAGAGUUUUUACUCUUUUUAAAAAAUAGAUUUCGUGUGACUUUACAGCGUGGCACGCGUUUCUGCGGGACCGUAAUACUGAAGGGACGUGUAGUUUUUGUGGACUACAGACGCUAUGGCGGAGGCGCUGAUUCCCGCAGCGGAGCUCUCGAAGCCCGGCGCUGAUUCUGCGGCUGCUGCUGGAGCCAUGGAGAAGUCUGACUUUGAGGCGGUUCCUGCACUGAAUCUGGGGGAUCUGGACAUCACCACAGACGAGUUCAUCCUGGACGAGGUGGACAUUCACAUUCAAGCGAAUCUGGAGGAUGAUCUGGUGAAGGAGGCGCUCAAGACGGGUGUGGAUCUGCGGCAGUACUCUAAACAGGUGGAGACGGAGCUGCAGCGCAUCGAACAAGCAUCAAUCAAGGACUAUAUCAAAGAGAGUCAGAAUAUUGCCUCUUUACACAACCAGAUCACCGCCUGUGACUCCAUACUGGAGCGCAUGGAGGGCAUGCUGAGCAGCUUCCAGAGCGACCUGUCCUCCAUCAGCAGCGAGAUCCAGACGCUGCAGCAGCAGUCGGUCAGCAUGAACCUGAGGCUGAAGAACCGGCAGGCCGUGCGCAGUCAGCUCAGCCAGCUGGUGGACGAGCUGGUCGUUCCCAGCACCAUGAUCUCUGUGAUUCUGGACAGUCCUGUGACGGAGCAGGAGUUUCUGGAGCAGCUUCACGAGCUCAACAGCAAGAUCAACUAUGCUAAAGAGCUCAGCUUCAGAGAAACCCUCGCCUGCUCCGACAUACAGGACAUCGUAGAUCGCCUCAAAAUGAAAGCCGUCUCAAAGAUCCGUGAGUUCAUCCUGCAGAAGAUCUACUCCUUCAGAAAGCCCAUGACCAACUACCAGAUCCCUCAGAACACGCUACUCAAGUUCAGGUUUUUCUAUCAGUUCCUGUUAGCCAAUGAGAGGACAGUCGCUAAGGAGAUCCGGGACGAGUACGUGGACACCAUGAGCAAGAUCUACUUCAGUUACUUCAAGUCCUACAGCGGCAGACUGCUGAAAGUCCAGAUCACACGCCGCUAUGCUGAAUUCUCCUCUGCUGUGGUCAGUAUAAACCAGACCUUCCCCAACGAGAGGACCAUCGCUCUUCUGGGACAGCUGCAGGUGGAGGUGGAGAACUUUGUGCUGAAGAUGGCGGCUGAGUUUCCCUCUAGACGAGACCAGCUCAUCUUCCUCAUCAACAACUACGACAUGAUGCUCGGCGUGCUCAUGGAGCGAGCAGCGGACGACAGUAAAGAGGUGGAGGGCUUCCAGCAGCUGCUGCUGGCCAGAACACAGGAGUUUAUCGAGGAGAUUCUUUCUCCUCCGUUCGGAGGGAUGAUUACAUUCGUGAAGGAGAGCGAGGCCCUCAUGGAGAAAGGGCAACUUGACAAACUCAGAACCGAUGAAGCUCGUAUCACGCAGCUGGUGCGGGGUUUCUCCAGCUCGUGGAAGCAGUCUGUGGAGGCCCUGAGUCAAGACGUCAUGCGCUCCUUCACCAACUUCAAGAACGGAACCAGCAUCAUUCAGGGAGCGCUGACCCAGCUCAUCCAGUACUAUCAUGGUUUCCAUAAGGUCCUCUCCCAGCCGACCUUCCGCAGUCUGGCAGUGCGCUCCGAGCUCAUAAACCUCCAUCAUCUGAUGGUGGAAGUCAAGAAGCACAAGCCAAACUUCUGAAGUCGCACUUGAAUCUUGAAACUGUUUUAGCUUAUCAGGUAAAAGUAACUGAAAGAUGUUUUUUUUGUUGUUGUUUUUCUGGAAAUCAAGACAUUAAAAGUAUGAUAUUUUGUAGUAAAGGUUGAUUUUCAGUCGUUGAGUAUUUUGAGCACUAAUCUUUUUAUUUGGUCAGUCUUUUGUUUUUGGUUUGCCGAUUAUGGGCUCUUUUUCCAUUAGAUGCAUUUGUAAUUUUAUCUUUAAUAUGAUUUGAUUUCUUUGAAUGUUUCAUCUGUAAAUUCAGUUGCAGCUUCUCUAAAUGUUUUUGUGUAUAAACUGGCAUCUUUUGGUUUCUCACACACGUCUCUGAAAGUAUGUGUGCACUGUUGCCGUAUUUAAGUUAUAACGAAGAAAAGCAUUCCAUGUCUCGAAAUAAAACAUAUUAGAUUGAACGUCUCUGAAAA